AUGGAUAUUGUUUCUCGGGAUAUUGAAAAGGCCGAGCUCGAUGCUGGUCAAGGCCACUUGCACCCUCCGUUCGAGCAAGAACUAUCCCAACAGCUAUCCCGGUCCUCCAUAUCCUCUUCAAGAACCAGUUCUUCCGUCGCGUCCAGCCUAGGAGGUGCAGACGUGUUCAGAGCGCCAACGUAUCGAGACUUGGAGCGUCAUCCCACCGCACUGAGCCGCAUCGCUACUCAGCGGAGCCAACAUAGCGCAACAGUUGGAGCGGGGGUUCGUUCGAGGGUCCCAAAGGGUCCUCUGCCGCCAUUCGGCGCAGGGAAGCCAUAUCCCCCGCCGUUACCGGAAAAGGAGGAGUAUGUCGUUGAAUUUGACGGUCCAAAUGACCCUCUGCAUCCUCAGAACUGGUCCAUGAAACGAAAGGUAGCCACCGCCGUGAUGCUUGCCUGGACGACUAUUAUCUCAUCCUUUACUAGCAGCAUCUUUUCCACCGCGACGGGCGAUAUAGCUAGAAUAUUUGGCGUCUCUACUGAAGUCGGCAUUUUGGGACUAUCGCUCUUCGUCCUUGGCUACGCAACCGGUCCCAUUAUUUGGGCGCCUCUGUCUGAGCUCAAGGGGCGCCGUUUACCAAUUGUCGUGGGCAUGUUCGGCUUCACAGUUUUCCAGUUUGGCGUCGCAGCCGCGAAGGACCUCCAAACAGUUAUGCUCUGCCGUUUCUUCGGAGGCUUCUUCGGCGCUUGUCCGAUAGCUGUCGUCGCCGCUAUCUUCUCUGACAUGUUCGAUAACCGACUCAGAGGCCUUGCCAUCACACCUUUUUCCAUGACCGUCUUCACCGGCCCGCUCCUAGCACCGUUCAUUGGCGGUUUUAUUGUCGAAAGUCACCUUGGUUGGCGUUGGACUGCGUAUCUACCUGGAAUCCUGGGUGCCAGCGCUUUGCUCCUUGAUUACUUUUUCCUUGCGGAAACCUACCCGCCCGUUGUCCUUAUCCAAAAAGCGGCCGAGUUACGUCGUCGGACUAAGAACUGGGGAAUUCAUGCGAAACAAGAGGAGAUUGAAGUCGAUUUUACCGAGUUGGUCGAGAAGAACUUCAGUCGACCGCUCAAAAUUCUCUUCACCGAGCCCAUUGUUCUCCUUCUUAGCAUAUAUACCGCUUUUAUAUAUGGCCUCCUCUAUCUCUUUCUCACCGCUUACCCGAUUGUGUUCCAGCAGAUCCAUGGCUUUAGUAAGGGCAUCGGAGGCCUCCCCUAUUUCGGUAUGAUUGUUGGCCAACUCAUCGGUGGCAUGUCGAUUAUCCUUUCGCAACCCUGGUAUGCUCGAAAACUUGCUGCAAAUAAUAAUGUUACGGUUCCUGAAUGGCGUCUUUCCUCAUGUCAUUGUUGGAGGGAUCGCAUUUGCAGCCGGUGCGGCUUCUGCUAUAGCUGCCAACGCUCUCCUUCGAUCAGUUGCCGCAGCCGGAUUUCCGCUCUUCUCACAUUCAAUGGAAUGGGGGUCAAUUGGGCAGGGACUCUGUUAGGCUGCAUUGCUGUUGUCCUGGCACCAAUUCCAUUCAUUUUCUACAUGUACGGACACCGGAUUCGUGCAAGGAGUAAAUUUACGCCGCAAUUCGCAUCGGAAGAGGAAUUGGAGUAUCAACAAUGA
Messenger RNA from Uncinocarpus reesii 1704, 1629 nucleotides. RefSeq names its product major facilitator superfamily transporter. Gene Ontology annotation, biological process: transmembrane transport. Gene Ontology annotation, molecular function: transmembrane transporter activity. The coding region runs from base 1 to 1629 and encodes 542 amino acids. The record is from RefSeq and is a predicted model, not a curated record. Lineage: Eukaryota; Fungi; Ascomycota; Eurotiomycetes; Onygenales; Onygenaceae. The transcript is spliced from 4 exons.